UUCCGCGCGCAUCACGGAUGUUUUUCGUUUACCGGAUACACGUUUCUGCUCUCGAGCUUUGAUUCACCUACUGACAUUAAAACCAUAAACUGGUUGUCGGUGAGAUCACAGGAACGCGAACUCUUAACGCGCCGUCUUGUCUGUUAACGGAACCCGUUGUUGUUACGGUCGCGAUGUUCCUGUCGUCGGUACCGGCGCGCGUCCUGAUGCGAAGGUCGCGCAGUCUGUCGCCGCACCGCGCGCUGCAGACCGGCCACGGCGAGGCCUCGCGCUUCCGAAACCUCUGCGAGCUCGAACCGAACCGGAGCCCGGUGGCCAGCGGAUCGCGAGCGUCCAGGAAAAGCGUCGCGUGCGAGGAGUCGCGCAUGCAGUACCAUCAGCUGGCCAGCAGGUGGCGCGUGAGUCUGGAGAACCGGCGGAGCAGCUGGGCGAGUCUGACCGCCGCGGGGCGCUGCGGAGGCGGACACCAGAGCCGCUCAGAGUCCGCUGCUGCUGCUGGAGCCGCGGGCGUCGCGGGCGUCAUCUCCGCCGCGGCGCUCGCCUUCUGCUUGAAGAAAGACAAAGACGAUAAAGCUGAAGCUCUUCUAGAUGCUGCCAGAUCCAGUAACACUGAGGAGGUGAUCAGGUUGUUGGCGCAAGGAGCCGAUCCGAACACUCGACACCGUUUGGGCUGGACGCCUCUCAUGGUGGCUGCUAUGAAUAGACAGCACAAUGUGGUGAAGGUGCUGCUGGAGGCCGGUGCCGAUCUGAACCUGGGCGAUGACUUCAACAGCGUUUAUGAAACGGCUCGAGAGAAGGGCGUUCACUCAUUAGAGGUGCUGGUGAGCCGCGAGGACGAGUUCAGCAAUCGUCUCAGCAGCCGCGCUUCUUUCCGAGGCUGUUCUGCUCUGCAUUACGCCGCGCUGGCCGAUGACCUGCAGACCGUCCGGAUGCUGCUGGAUGCAGGUGCCAACCCCUUACAGAAGAACGACCUGGGCCACACGCCGCUGACGUACGCCAAAGAGGGAGAGAUGGCCACGCUGCUGAAAGAGUCCCAGAACACGUUUGCGGAGGCGCAGCACAAGCGCGAGGCGGAGGAGAGGAGGAAGUUUCCUCUGGAGCGCAGACUGAAGGAGCACAUCAUUGGACAGGAAGGAGCCAUCAAUACAGUCGCAUCAGCUAUUAGGAGAAAGGAGAAUGGCUGGUACGAUGAAGAGCAUCCCCUUGUCUUCCUCUUCCUGGGCUCAUCUGGAAUCGGUAAAACUGAGCUGGCCAAGCAGGUGGCGCGAUACAUGCAUAAAGACAUUAAGAAGGGUUUCAUCCGGAUGGACAUGUCUGAAUUUCAGGAGAAACAUGAGGUGGCGAAGUUCAUCGGUUCUCCUCCAGGAUAUGUGGGUCAUGAAGAAGGUGGUCAGCUGACCAAACAGCUCAAACAGUGUCCGAACGCCGUGGUUCUGUUCGACGAGGUGGAUAAAGCUCAUCCAGAUGUGCUGACCGUCAUGUUACAGCUCUUUGACGAGGGUCGACUGACUGAUGGGAAGGGCAAGACUAUCGAGUGUAAAGAUGCCAUCUUCAUCAUGACGUCUAAUGCAGCUAGUGAUGAAAUUGCCCAGCAUGCAUUGCAGCUGAGACAGGAAGCUCAGGAGCAGAGCCGCCGGCGUCUGGCUGAGAAUCUAGAAGAUGUUCAGAAGAGCGAGAAGAUCACCAUCUCCAACACGUUCAAAGAGCAGGUGAUCCGCCCCAUCCUGAAGGCUCAUUUCCGACGGGACGAGUUUCUGGGGAGGAUCAACGAGAUUGUUUACUUUCUUCCGUUCUGUCACUCUGAACUCAUUCUGCUGGUCAGCAAGGAGCUCAACUACUGGGCCAAGAAGGCCAAGCAGAGGCACAACAUCACGCUGCUGUGGGAGCGUCCCGUGCUGGAGCUGCUGGUGGGAGGCUAUAACCUGCAUUACGGAGCACGCUCCAUCAAACACGAGGUGGAGCGGCGGGUGGUGAAUCAGCUGGCCGCUGCGUACGAACAGGAGCUGCUUCCGAAGGGCUGUACGCUGCGUCUGACCGUCGACGGAGCACAAGAGAAGGAUGGAGCUCCAGCUCUGCGUCUGGAGGUGGUGGGUGAAGACAGCACCGCCCGAAAACUGGACAUCCGCCCGCCGCUGAACCCCGAGGAUGUGACACACACCCACCAACAUCACUGAGACUCACAGACAGUGUUUGUCUGCUAACGCAUCGCUCACACACACAUCAGAUUAUUGACAGAAACAUAAAAAUGACGUAUGCAGACAUACCUGUAACAUUAAUAACACACAUAAAUCACAGCAGCUUUAUGAUGUUUGUAAUAAUGCAGAUCUCCAUCACGCUUCCAGAGCGUUUGUCACGUGUACAGACGUAUAGAUGUGUGUGUUUAUGGAAGUUAAAGUAUAUUAAAGUCAUGUGAUCACUGAUGUUCUUUGUUUUCAUCAGGUGGAUGUGUUCAUCAAAGUGAAUUAUAUACUUUAAAACGCAAUGGAGAUAAUUUAUGUUUCUGUGCUUAUUGUAAAUGAUUCAUCAUCUUUAUUCCAAAGAAAAACAAUAACACUUUACAAUAAGAUUUAAUUUCGUAACAUUGCUUAACUAUAUAGUUAACAAGAACUAACAAUGAAAAAUUAUUCUAAAUAUUAUAUAUAUUUUGAAAAUAUGUAUAUACAUUUAUAUAUCUAUAUUAUGAUAUUUUAGAUUAUAUAUAAAUAUAGUUAAUAUAUAAACAUAACAUAUUUUUCUUAAAUAUAUACACAUCCAUGUGUUUGUAUUUAUAUAGACAUAAUAAAUAUACACAGUACACACACAUAUAUUAUGUAAACAAAAAAAAUCUUUUUGAUGCGAUUAAUGGUCUGCCAGCACUAAUACUGUGUAAUACUAUAUAAUAUCAUGCAAUGUAUUAAUGUUAGUAAAUGUUAAUUUCAACAUAUUUGUUACCAUUAGUUCAUGCAAAUAACGAGCAAACAAUGAGCAAUUGUAUUUGGUUACACUUUAUUUUAUUGCGUGUACUUAUGCAUUUAAAUACUAAGUAAUAUUAAUUAGCUGCAUGUAUUUGCUAUAUGCUUAGGUUAGGUUUAGGUCUAGUUGUGUGUAAUUAUGCAUAAUUUAUUGUUAUUACUAUAGUAAGUACAUGCAAUGUGAAAAAGUGUGACCUUGUAUUUUUAUUUACUAACUAAAUCUAAAAUAUAUAUUGCUCGCUGUUAAUUCAUGUUAAUAGAUUAACUAAUGUUAGAAAAUGAGACCUUAUUGUAAAAUGUUACUGAAAAAUGUCUUCAUAAUCUGAAUCACAGUCUAUAACACUGAAUGUCAUUCACAUCAGUUUCCUCGUGGAGACAAUAAAUCCAGUCCUGCUCUGCA
Onychostoma macrolepis is the source of this 3351-nucleotide messenger RNA. RefSeq names its product ClpB family mitochondrial disaggregase (gene clpb). The record is from RefSeq and is a predicted model, not a curated record. NCBI's taxonomy places the organism in Eukaryota, Metazoa, Chordata, Actinopteri, Cypriniformes, Cyprinidae. Gene Ontology annotation, biological process: cellular response to heat. Gene Ontology annotation, molecular function: ATP binding; ATP hydrolysis activity; protein binding. Bases 174 to 2174 code for a protein of 666 amino acids. The transcript is spliced from 16 exons. Gene Ontology annotation, cellular component: cytoplasm; mitochondrion.